GGGAUUUUCUAACGCCUUCGAAAAGUUGAUAGAAUAGAUCGGGAAAUUAUUUUGGUAAUUAAUUAUCUCUCUCUCUCUCUCUCUCUCUCUCUAGAUCUACAAUAGAAAGGCUGGAAAUCCUGAGUUUGGCAAUGACAAAGGUCCACCCAAACGCGGCUGCCGCCGCUUCCACCUCUUCCAAUCAUGAAAAGACAUCCUCCAUAGAUGACGAGGUUCCGGUGGCGCUCACAGUUUGGAAGAAGUCUCUUCUACUCAACUGCAACGGAUUCACGGUGUUCGACUGCCAAGGCAAUCUCGUUUUUAGGGUCGAUAACUACUCCGCCCAAAGUAAGGACGAGAUCCUCCUCAUGGAUGCUGCAGGAACUCCGCUCCUCACCAUCCGCCGCAAGAGGCUGGGUUUGGCAGACAAAUGGCUAGUGUUCGAAGGAGAGAGCGGAGUGAAACCUCGAUACUCGGCAAAGAAGCAGGUGAAUCUGCUGAACGCAAAGUUCCUGGCCCGGGUGAUGAGCUUGUCGUCGUCGAGCAAGUACGACAUAGAGGGAUCAUACACGCAACGUUGCUGCGGGGUGUACGACGAGAAACGGAGGAGGGUGGUGGAGAUAAAGAAGAAGGAAGCUGCGGUGGGAGGAGUGGCUUUUGGGGCUGACGUCUUCCGUCUCAUCGUUCACCCCAAUACGGACUCCACCCUCGCCAUGGCUUUCGUCAUCCUUCUUGAUCAAAUGUUCGGCUCUUCCUCUUCUUAACACGCACUUGAUGGAUAAUAACUAUAUAUGUUCCAACACCACCAGCUUCCCAUCAAUAUUAAAAUUUUCCCGCUUUGUUUA
Prosopis cineraria is the source of this 824-nucleotide messenger RNA. Its product is annotated as protein LURP-one-related 8. The coding region runs from base 132 to 743 and encodes 203 amino acids. The record is from RefSeq and is a predicted model, not a curated record. Lineage: Eukaryota; Viridiplantae; Streptophyta; Magnoliopsida; Fabales; Fabaceae. The transcript is spliced from 2 exons.